AUGCGUCCCUUUCUCUUUCGGACUGCGUCCACACCUCUGUAUCCGAUCAUAGCCAAUGCCAGUGCCGUAUCCAUUAGAGGACGGCGGCUAGAGGGGACGGACCAAAGGCAAAGAAGGGUGAUAAUUGGCACUACGAUUUCAGCUGUGGGUAAUGAUCUUCUUAAUGGAUCUGUACAUGGGCAUGUCUAUACCUCUGUUCCCAUAGAUAUGCCACUGCGCUCUGAUCACAGCUUGAUGGCUGGAGCUGCUGUGGGAAUGGAUAGUGUUAUUGCUACUACUACUACUACUGCUGCUGCUGCUGCUGCUGCUGGGACCAGCAGCGCAAGUAGAAAAGGAACACGGAGAUGUCUCGGGUCCUUCGGCAAUUCCCGCGUCUCGAUCUCCGGAUCAGGGGUCCAAGGAGAAGCUGAAUCGUCUGCUGCCCCGGCAUCAGGUGUAGAAUCCGGAUCGGAUCGGCAAGCGACCCAGCUCCCGUCACCAGCGGGUGUACCACGGGCCAACGUCCGCUUGCCCUCUCCGCUCCUGGCUAGUUCAGGGCUACAAGGCUUGCCUGCACCUCAGGAUCAACGCAGAUCAUACUCAACGCUGACAAGCCCCUUUUCUUCCACUUCUCCGUCAUCUCCAUCACCGCCAGACACCGAUGACAGGCCCAUAAACCAAGAUGCCAGCUCGCCGCGCUCUGACACUGAACUCUCCAUUGACUUUGGCCGCCUCGCCGCCUUGAUCCCCAGCCAAAGCCCCACCGGCAUAAAUUCCAUCUGGUUCAUCGUCGCAACCGCCUCGCUCCUAGCGUUCCACAAGGAAGCCGCCGUGGGUGAGCUCUGGAAGUAUAUCAGCCAGCGCUGCGAAGGCGAGGGUGGAAGGGAGAGCAAAAACGACAUAGCUGGCGAUGAUGCCCGGUCAAGGCAGCUUGGGAUCGCCCGACGGAUCAGGGAGAGCUGUCUGAAGGCGACAUCACUGUCCACCACCAGCACCUCGAUCCUCGCAGCGCUGCAAGCCGACAAACCCCUGCGCACGCUCUCCGCCUUUCCCACGAGCGAAUCGCGCUACGCCCGCGGCAAGCAAUUCUUCACCCGGAUCUAUGCCAACCACACGGAGCGCGUGUUGGCGUCCAUGGGCGCGAGUUCGGCCGGCGACCUGAGCUAUUUCGCCAUCUCGAGCAUCUACGGCGAGUUGAUGGCUGAGACGAGCAUUUUGGAUGGGCGCGAGACGGUUCUGUUGGAGUUUGCAUGUUGUUUGGCGGAUGGUGUUGGGCCGCAGGCGAAGGGGAACCUCAGCGCCAGCGGGGAGGAGAUUCGCGGUGCGAUUGAGAUCGUGCGGGAGAUCGCACGGCAGCUGGAAUUGACUUCUCUGCUGGAGGAGGUGGGGGAGGGGUUCGAGCGGGGCGAGGGGGAGUUCCGGUUUUUGAAGAGAGCGAUUUAUGGGUGUCUACGCAACGCCUGCACGUUUCGCCAGAUCGUCUAUCCGGAUAAUUCGACACACGUCCGAUCCACACCAGAGCUCGCCAUGUUCGAGGUUAUCGACCUGCGCAUGUGGUCUGUCACCGCCCGUCUGGGUAACUACGUGGUAAUGCGCGAUGAUGGAGGCUCGUACGCGUCCCUGCUUCGUCAUGCCCAGCGUUUCCAGCCGGACUUGCAGAGUAACAGCAUUGCUACACUGCUGCUCUAUUCCAUGGACUGUUCAAUGCAGUGCAGUGAAGUGCAGUGCAGUGCAUAUACAUAUAUAUUCAUAUUUUGGGUGCUUCAAGAAAAGGAGAAAGAAAAGGGGAAAGUGGCGGGUGUCUGUCUUGUUUGUCAGCUUGCCAGAUUCAACGCAACGUAG
This is a messenger RNA of Paracoccidioides brasiliensis Pb18, 1821 nucleotides long. RefSeq lists its product as uncharacterized. Bases 1 to 1821 code for a protein of 606 amino acids. The record is from RefSeq and is a predicted model, not a curated record. The transcript has 4 exons.